AUGAUGGAGUACAUGGAGGAUAAGUUUGCCUUGAAAAGCCAAGCGAUGAAGGCCAGCGAUUACUACAUGGAUCAAGUCAUCGAGAGUCUGGACAGCGCGCAGUACUUCAGCAAGUCUCCCCCGAAAUGUGUGCAGGCCUUCGGGCUUCAGAGUAGCGAACACCGGUCCUCGCCCUGCGGAGACCAAAACGCCAAUUACGGUGUGCCAAAAACAGACGACGACACUUUGCACUCGGACCUCGGCAGGUCGAUGGAUAAUUGUUGCACUCUGCGUUCGUCUCCGGUCACAACCGGACAGGAGAAAACGGAUUUGGACGACAUGGGAGACAAGUGCGACAGUAAUGUGUCCAGCAGCAAGAAGAGGAGACACCGGACGACCUUUACCAGCGCGCAGCUGGAGGAGCUGGAGAAAGUCUUUCAGAAAACUCACUAUCCAGAUGUUUAUGUGAGGGAACAGCUGGCCAUGAGGACGGAAUUAACAGAGGCCAGAGUGCAGGUUUGGUUUCAGAACAGAAGAGCAAAGUGGAGGAAAAGAGAGCGCUACGGACAAAUCCAACAAGCCAAAACUCACUUUGCAGCCACUUACGAUUUAUCCGUGUUACCAAGAACGGACAGCUACACACAGAUCCCUAACAACCUGUGGCCCAGCCCUUCAGCCGGCGGCUCCGUGGUAUCUCCCUGCAUGCUUCCCCGAGGCUCCCCUCCCUGCGUCACUUCCUACUCGCACUCCCCCCGCUCGGCCGCCGGCGCCGCCGACCACGGCUACGUGGGCUUCCCCAACCAGCAGAACCAGUUUGGCCACGUGUCCCUCAACAACUUCUUCAGCGCGGACUCCCUCCUCACGCCGACCUCCAACGGCCACCACGCCUUCGAGACCAAGCCCGAGUUCGAGAGGCGUUCGUCCAGCAUCGCCGUCCUGCGCAUGAAGGCCAAGGAGCACACGGCCAACAUCUCCUGGGCCAUGUGA
Molecule: messenger RNA, 966 nt
Organism: Scomber japonicus (chub mackerel)
Lineage: Eukaryota; Metazoa; Chordata; Actinopteri; Scombriformes; Scombridae
Gene: alx1
Product: ALX homeobox 1
Exons: 4
Coding region: 1-966 (321 amino acids)
Biological process (GO): embryonic skeletal system morphogenesis; negative regulation of DNA-templated transcription; positive regulation of transcription by RNA polymerase II
Molecular function (GO): DNA-binding transcription activator activity, RNA polymerase II-specific; RNA polymerase II transcription regulatory region sequence-specific DNA binding
Source: RefSeq, a predicted model, not a curated record